AUGGGUAAAGUCACGCACAUCGUGAGCGUCAAGCUCCCCAGCACCCCAGCGACCCUGGCGACGCAGAUCACCACGGACUUCCUCGCGCUUCAGCAGAAAUGCCAGAAGGAGGACGGCAGCGAGUACAUCCUCUCGAUCACUGGGGGGCCAGACAUUUCGAUUGAGGGACUGCAGAAAGGCUUCACGCACGUGUACGUAGUGCAAUUCGCGAGCGUCGAGGACCGCAACUACUACGUGCGUCGGGACAGCGCGCACGCGGAGUUCGCGGGACGGCUGAUUGGCUCGAUUGAGGGCGGGGUUGACGGUGCGACCGUUCUCGAUUUCGAGCAUUGA
Molecule: messenger RNA, 333 nt
Organism: Tricharina praecox
Lineage: Eukaryota; Fungi; Ascomycota; Pezizomycetes; Pezizales; Pyronemataceae
Exons: 3
Coding region: 1-333 (110 amino acids)
Source: RefSeq, a predicted model, not a curated record